AAUAAUAAUAAUAAUAAUAAUAAUAAUAAUAAUAAUAAUAAUAAUAGAAAUAAUAAUUAUUAUAUUAUUGAAGAAGAUAAUAAUAAUGAAAAAACAAAUGAAUAUAUUAAUAAUAUUAAUAGUAUAAAUAAUAUAAAUAGACUGCAGUGUAAAGAAAUGUAUAGUGAUAAAAAGCCUACAAAUUUCCUAAUAGAUAAUGAUGGUGCUAAGAAUGAACAAAUUUUAAACGCAACAAAUAAAGAAUUUCUGUAUAAUAAUAAUAAUAAUAAUAAUAAUAAUAAUAAUAAUAAUAACAAUGAUAGCAAUGAAAAUGAAAAUAAAAUGGAAUACAAAAUAAUUAAUAAUAAUGAAAAUAAUGCAAUAAUUACAAAUAAUAAUAAUAAAACUAAUAAUAAUAGCUUAUUUACAAGAAGCUUUAAUAUUUUAGCCGAUAUUCAAAUUAUGUUCAAAAAAUUCUUUUUUCAUUUAUUUAAAAGUUAUUCAAUAAAUUCUUUAACAAUGUUAAUAUUUUAUAUAUUAUGUUUAUUGAUUUUUGCUGUUGACAAUAUUGAAGCCCGUCCAAAUGUGAAUAACUUGUUACCGGAAAGUGGUGAUGCAGUUCAAAUAUCCUCAGGUGAGUCACAUAAUAGCCCUGCAUCUAAUACGAUGUUACCAUCAGAUGAUGGGAAAAUAAUUCACAAAGGUGCCGACGGCCAUCCCGAAAGAUAUCCUAUAGCAAAAGUUGAAUUUGAUAGAGUAAAAACCCCUUUCAUAAUAGGUUUAUGGAUUUUAUCAUCUAGUGUAGCGAAAAUUGGUUUUCAUAUGACUCCAAGAUUACAUAGAAUAUUUCCUGAAUCAUGUUUAUUAAUUGUUGUUGGAGUUGUUAUUGGUAUUGUUAUUAAUUUUGGAACAAAAGUUAAUGUAUCCCCAUUAACACCGAAUACAUUCUUCUUUUAUAUGCUUCCUCCUAUUAUACUUGAUGCAGGCUAUUUUAUGCCUAAUCGUCUUUUUUUUGAUAAUUUAGGAACAAUUUUAUUAAUGGCAGUAGUUGGUACAAUAUUUAAUAUAGUUACAAUUGGUGGCUCUUUAUGGGCAUGUGGCCUUACAGGAUUGUUUACUGUGGAACUACCUAUAUUAGAUGUUUUAUUAUUUGCGUCAUUAAUAGCGGCUGUUGAUCCUGUUGCUGUUUUGGCUGUUUUUGAAGAAAUUCAUGUAAAUGAAAUUUUGUAUAUAGUUGUUUUUGGUGAAUCGUUAUUGAAUGAUGCUGUUACGGUUGUUGUCUAUCAUAUGAUGGAAGUGUAUAAAAGUUUAGGUGAAAAUUUAAUUGCUGUAGAUAUAGUGAGUGGUGUAGCAUCAUUCUUUGUUGUUGCAAUUGGUGGUACUACAAUAGGUAUAAUUUGGGGAUUUUUAACUGGCCUUGUAACGAGAUUUACUGAUCACGUUCGAGUGAUUGAGCCUAUAUUUAUAUUUGUUAUGGCAUAUUUGGCCUAUUUAAAUGCUGAAAUAUUUCAUAUGAGUGGAAUUUUAGCUAUUACAUUCUGUGGGAUAACAAUGAAAAAUUAUGUCGAAUCGAAUAUAUCACAAAAAUCUCAUACCACAGUGAAAUAUGCACUAAAAAUGUUGUCGAGUUCAGCAGAAACAAUUAUUUUCAUGUUCCUUGGUGUUGCCACCGUUAAUAAUAAACAUAAUUGGAAUACGGCAUUUGUACUAUUAACAAUUUUAUUUUGUUCAGUAUUUAGAGUUAUAGGCGUUAUAAUUCUUAGCGCAUUAGCUAAUCGUUUUCGUUUACAUAAAUUAUCAAAAGUUGAUCAAUUUGUUAUAUCUUAUGGUGGUCUUCGUGGUGCUGUAGCAUUUGCUCUAGUUUUAUUAAUACCAGAAGAUUUAGUUAAAGAAAAAAAUAUGUUUGUUACAACAACAAUUGCUGUUAUAUAUUUUACAGUAUUCCUUCAGGGCAUUACUAUUAAACCAUUAGUUAAAUUUUUAAAUGUUAAACGUGCUUCUAAACGUAAACCAACAAUGAACGAAAGAAUUCAUGAGAGAUUCAUGGAUCAUUUAAUGGCUGGUGUUGAAGAUAUUGUUGGAAAAACUGGCAACUUUAAUGUUCGAGAUAAAUUUAAACGUUUUGAUAAUCGUUUUAUAAGACCAUUACUAUUAAGAGAUACAAAGGGAGCUGAGCCAAAAAUUUUAGAAACAUAUUCAAAAUUAACAAUGAAAGAUGCAAUGGAAGUAAUGAGACGUAAUCCAUCUACAAUUGGUCAAAUAUCGGGAACUGAAUCAAUGGGUGCAUUGUUUAGAACAUAUACGAAUAAUUGUUUAGGAAUAAGUCCUAGUUUUUCGAAUUUGGAUACAUCAUCAAGAAAUUUAGAUAUGCAAGAAUUACAUUAUAAUCCAUCUAAGAAAGAUUUAACUGAUGCUAAAAUACAUCAUUUGCUAGCUGAAGAAUUGAAACCAUACAGAAGGCAUCGCCGGCUCAGCUAUAGUAGGCAUGCAGUAGAUGAUAGAGAUUUAUCAACGCAAGUUAAUUACCGGAUGCAUAUGAAUAUAAGAAGAAUGGUAAAUGAUCGCAAACAUCACAAACGGAGUAAAAAAGGAAAGGAGGGUGUUAAACAAAAUCAUGUUUCAUUUCAUGAAUUUCGGCAGAAUGGAAGUGAAAAACAAUUAACAAAUGGUACGAAAAAUUAUCAUAGUCGAAAAUCAAACAGAAAACAUUCUCACAAUUCAAUAAACAAAUAUCGUAGAUUAGAAUUAGAAGAGAAUCCCAUUCAAGCUUCAAAUAAAGACGGACAAAGUAAUGAGGAUUGGGAUGAUGGUUUAACAUUUACAGCGAAGCCUACAUUGGAGGAAAAUGGUGUUAUAGUCGAAGAAGAUCCCCAUACCCUUAGAGAUUCGGAAAAUGAAUGUCGUGUUGCAACUCCAACAGCAAUAGAAUCACAAUUACCGUGGAAAAGGAAUGAAAGUGAAACAGAUGAUAAUGCACCAGUUAAACAAAAUGAAUUCCCUGCAUGGGCUUCCAAUAAAGAAUAUCUUGCUUAUAAUUCACCAAGUGCUACAUUUUUAGGAGGCCUAUCAAAACCUAAACAGGCUAAAUCUGUAAUAGGUUUGUUCCGACGUGAUAGUCAAAUGUCUGGUUCUGGACAUACUGUUAAUUUUGGUGGAAGUAGUAUUGAUCCAUUAGAUAAUGAACAAAUAUUAGUUGUUACACAACAACAACAACAACAACAACAGCAACAACAUCCACAAUUACAACAACAAUUAUCACAACAACAUGGAACACCUGGUAGCCAAAUAUCUGAUAGACAAAGUUUUAGUGGCAGUUCUGGUGGUGGUGGUGGUGAUCAUAAAGGUUUAAAACGAAUGAGUAUUGAUUUUAGUGAAGGACAUGCUGGCCCAUUUCCGGUAACCGCAAGUCAUCGCCGAAAUACACGUAGAGGUUCAAUGUUGGAAAUAAGUGGAUUUUCUAUUCCUGAGGAAACAAUAACACAACAACCGCCAACAAAACAACAUCAUCAUUCAAAAUCAUUAUGUGAACCAAGUGAAGAUGAAUGGGAUAAUCCAACAAUUGAUACAGCUAGAAAUAGUAGUAAAAGUGAGAAAUUUUUACGAUUUUCUACAGCUAGGGAACCCUUAUUGCCAAAAUUUAAUACACCGAAAAAUCAAAUAAAACGUAUGCAAAGAAAUAAUUCUGGUCCAGCAACAGCUCUAUUAUUACCAUCCGGUGGUAAUAGUGAUCGUCGUAUUAAUAUUGAUAGUGAUGAUGAUAGUGAUAAUGAUAGUGGACUUUGUGGUAAUAAUACAAGAAAUAAUUAUCAUGGUAAUAAUAAAAGUGGACAUAUUAUAAGACCAAAUAAUAAUUUUAAUAUCAAUCAUGAAAAUAUUGAAUAUGAUGAAGAUGAUGAUGAUGAUGAUGACGAUGAUGAUGAUGAUGAUGAAGAUGAUGAUGAUGGUGAUGAGAAUUUGGAUGUAUAUAGUGAUGAUCAUAUAUUUAAUACAAAUUUUUUAGAUCGUGACAAAAAGGAUGGAAAACAACAUAAAAUGACAAAAAAAUAAAAAAAUAAAAAAAUAAAUUAAAAAUAAAAAAAAAUAAAAUUUGUAAAAUACAAAUAUACAAAUAAACAAAAUAAACAAAACCAACAAAGCAAACAAAAAACACAAAACAGAGAGAAGAACAAAAAAGAAGAAAAACUGAGUUAUUUAUUUUUGAUAGUUGAAAUUUUAAUUAAAAUUAUUAAUAUAAAAAAAAAA
Messenger RNA from Condylostylus longicornis, 4221 nucleotides. RefSeq names its product sodium/hydrogen exchanger 3 (gene Nhe2). Gene Ontology annotation, biological process: sodium ion transport; regulation of pH; proton transmembrane transport. The coding region runs from base 157 to 4026 and encodes 1289 amino acids. Lineage: Eukaryota; Metazoa; Arthropoda; Insecta; Diptera; Dolichopodidae. The record is from RefSeq and is a predicted model, not a curated record. The transcript has 18 exons. Gene Ontology annotation, molecular function: sodium:proton antiporter activity. Gene Ontology annotation, cellular component: membrane.